Lepisosteus oculatus (spotted gar) is the source of this 8149-nucleotide messenger RNA. RefSeq names its product fibronectin. The record is from RefSeq and is a predicted model, not a curated record. Gene Ontology annotation, molecular function: extracellular matrix structural constituent; integrin binding; proteoglycan binding. NCBI's taxonomy places the organism in Eukaryota, Metazoa, Chordata, Actinopteri, Semionotiformes, Lepisosteidae. Gene Ontology annotation, biological process: heart development; nervous system development; cell-substrate junction assembly. Gene Ontology annotation, cellular component: extracellular region.
GCCCUUCUCCCAUUCCGAAGAGCUGGGGUUUGGUGAUUGCAAGGGAAAGGGUUCAGGCCAUUUGUCUUGGAAGUUUAACCUUAGGAAUUAGAUUGGCCGAGUGCUGAUCUUUUUGAGGUUACUUUUGCUAGGGAUAGCCCUACAAAUAACAGUAUUCGUGUUCGUGCAAAAGGUUUCAAAACUAUAGAAUGACUUGUAGCCCUAUGAUAGGCUUAAUAGUUGCGUUAUGUUUCAGCAGUGUUGUCCAUUGUAUGCCCAAACAUGCAACUAAAAGCAAAAGGCAGGCUCAGCAAGUAAUCCCUUUCGACGAAGCAUCGCUUUCUCAGGACGGCUGCCUUGAGGGCGAACGAUUUUUUAGAAUUAACGAACAAUGGGAGCGUCCGUACCUGGGCAGUACAUUGGUUUGCACUUGUCAUGGAAGUAGAGGAAUUAAAUGCAAAACUAAACCAGAAGCUGAAGAAACUUGCUAUGAUAAAAUCAAUGGACGGACCUAUCGCGUGGGAGAAACAUAUGAGCGUCCAAAGGAUGGCAUGAUCUGGGACUGUACUUGCAUUGGUUCUGGCAGAGGAAAGAUUAGCUGCACAAUUGCUAACCGGUGUCAUGAGGGAGGACAAUCUUACAAGAUUGGAGAUACCUGGAGGAGGCCACAUGAGACAGGGGGCUACAUGCUGGAGUGUGUUUGUCUGGGAAAUGGAAAGGGAGAAUGGACCUGCAAACCUGUUGCUGAGGGAUGCUAUGACAACACUGCUGGCACAUCUUAUGUGGUUGGUGAGAUAUGGGAGAAACCCUACCAAGGCUGGAUGAUGGUAGACUGCACCUGUUUGGGAGAAGGAAAUGGACAUAUCACCUGCACUUCUAGAAACAGAUGCAAUGACCAGGAUACUAGGACUUCUUACAGAAUUGGAGACACCUGGACCAAGACAGACGCUAGAGGCCACAUUCUUCAAUGCAUCUGUACAGGAAAUGGUCGAGGGGAAUGGAAAUGUGAAAGACAUGCUUCUCUGCACACUUCAAGCCUUGGCACGGGUUCUCAAGUGGUUACUAGUGUUCAGACCACUGUACAUCAGCCCCUGCCCCAGCCAGAGCCUCCGACAGAGGGAACCUGUCUGACUGAUUCAGGUGUUUCUUAUUUCGAGGGGAUGCAAUGGAUAAAGACACAAGGAAGCAAACAAAUGCUUUGUACAUGCUUGGGUAAUGGAGUGAGCUGUGUGGAAUGGGAUGGUCAGUCACAGGUUUAUGGUGGCAACUCAGAUGGGCAGCCUUGUGUUUUCCCAUUUGUAUUUAUGGGUAAGUCCUACUACUCCUGUACUUCUGAGGGACGCAGUGAUGGACAGCUGUGGUGCAGCACCUCCUCCAAUUAUGAACAGGACCGUAUGUACUCCUUCUGCACACAGAAGAAUGUGUUGGUAACAACAAGAGGUGGCAACUCCAAUGGAGCUUUGUGUCACUUCCCUUUCUUGUACAAUGGGCGCAAUUACACAGACUGCACUGCGGACGGAAGAAGGGAUGGGAUGAAAUGGUGUGGCACCACCAGCAAUUAUGAUGGUGACCAGAAGUUUGGGUUCUGCCCAAUGGCAGCUCAUGAGGAGGUGUGUACCACUAGUGAGGGAGUUAUGUACCGUGUUGGUGACCAAUGGGACAAGCGACAUGAUGUCCUAGGACACAUGAUGAGGUGUACAUGUGUUGGAAAUGGACGUGGUGAAUGGAGCUGCAUUGCGUAUUCACAGCUGAGAGAUCAGUGCAUUGUUGAUGGCCUGACAUAUGAGGUGAACCAGACCUUUACUAAACGUCACGAUGAAGGCUAUAUGAUGAACUGUACAUGUUAUGGACAAGGCCGUGGCAGAUGGAAAUGUGAUGCUAUUGACCAGUGCCAAGAACCAGAGACUCGAGUGUUUUACCAAGUUGGCGAAUCCUGGGAUAAGGUUAUCCAUGGCAUCCAAUAUAAGUGUUACUGCUAUGGGAAUGGAAUUGGAGAGCUUAGCUGCCUACCUUCUCAGCCUCACAGUGGCACCUCUGUGAUUUCCAUUGCUGAAGCUGGUAAUCCCAAUACACGUCCUCUCCAGUGGAACUCGCCGCAGUCUGCUCACAUCGUCCAGUACAUCCUUAAGUGGAGACCGAAAAAUGGACGUGUUCUCUGGAAGGAGGUGGUUAUUCCUGGACACCUCACCUCCUACACCAUUGAAGGCCUAAAGCCUGGCAUCACUUACGAGGGUCAGCUGAUCAGUAUCCUGCGUUAUGGACGGAGAGAGGUCACACGAUUUGACUUCACCACAACAUAUGGAUCCUUGUCCACAUCGGAGGGUGAGACGACACCUCCCCCCCCUGUGGUAGAUACUUCAGAGUCUGUGACUGAGAUCACUUCAAGCAGUUUUGUGGUGUCCUGGGUGUCUGCUUCAGACACUGUGUCAGGUUUCAGGGUGGAAUAUGAGCUCAGUGAAGAAGGGGCUCAGCCGAAAAUCCUUGACCUGCCUCAUACUGCUACUUCUGUCAACAUUAAUGACCUGCUGCCUGGUCGUAAGUACAUUGUGAAUGUGUUUGAAGUCACAGGGGAAGGGGAACCCAAUCUCAUUCUUUCUACCACCCAGACAACGGCUCCUGAUGCACCAUCUGAACACCUUAUCGAUGAUGUGGGAGAAACCUCUAUUGUCAUCAGAUGGUCCAAGCCCCUGGCUCCUAUCACAGGAUAUCGUGUGGUCUACACCCCUUCAAUCGAAGGGAGCAGUACUGAGCUUACACUACCUGAAACAGCCACCUCAGUAACCUUGAGUGACCUGCGUCCUGGUCUGCUCUAUAACAUCAGCAUCUAUGCAGUUGAAGAGAACCUAGAGAGUGAGCCGGUCUUUAUUCAGGUUAACACUGCGGGGGAUCCAUUGCCAGCACAAGUCCCAUCACCCACAAAGUUGCAGUUUAUGGAAGUUACUGAUGUGAAGAUCACCCUUACAUGGACACCUCCUUCAAGCGAAGUGUCUGGGUAUCGUGUAACAGUCACACCAGUUGGUCUUCCAGGCAGUGACAAUGAGGGGCGUCAGUUGCCAAUGACUAGGAACACCUAUGCUGAAAUAGCUUCACUCCAACCAGGCACCACCUACCGCUUUCACAUCUAUGCUGUCCAUGGAGGUGUGCAGAGUGAGCCAUUAGUGGGAGAACAGAGCACCAAAAUUGAUGCUCCUACUAAUCUUCAGUUCACAAAUGUGACAGAGGACGGUGCUGUUGUUGUUUGGAGUGCACCAAUGUCCAAAAUUUCAGGGUACCGUCUGUUGUUGAGCAUUAGUGGGGAGCGCCCUGAACAGAAGAAGAUACCACCAAGGCUGACUCAGUAUUCUCUCAUAAACCUUCGACCCAACACCAAAUAUACGGUUACUCUUUAUGCAGAGAAGGACGGCGUGCUAAGUGAGGCUAUCACCAGAUUGCUUACUACUUUGGAGUCUAUGGGAAGUGCUCCACGUUUCAGCACAGAUGUAACAGAUACUUCAAUUAUCAUCGCUUGGACCCCUGCACCGAGAAUUGGAUACAAGUUGACAGUUAGGCCAAGCCAGGGUGGUGAAGCUCCCAGAGAGGUGACCUCUGGCUCGGGCAGCAUCGUCAUCUCUGGAUUGACUCCUGGAGUAGAAUAUACCUACAGUAUCCAGCCCCUGGUUGAUGAGCAGGAGCAUGGUACCCCCAUCACCAAAAAAGUCAUCACGCCACUCUCUCCACCUACUGACCUGAAACUGGAUUCAAAUCCUCACACUGGAGAGCUCAUAGUUUCGUGGGAGGGUACCAAAACAGCUGAUAUCACUGGAUACAGAGUUACCUGCACUCCAAAUGGGGGUCAGCGAGGCAACUCCCUGGAAGAAUUUGUCAGGGCCGGGCAGAACUCCUGCACAUUGGACAACCUGAGUCCAGGUGUUGAAUACAAUGUCAGUGUGUACACUGUCAAAGACAACAUGGAGAGUGAACCAGUCUCCAAGAUUGUCACUCAAGAUGUCCCUAAGCUUACUGACCUCAGUUUUGUCGAUGUCACCGAUACGACUAUCGGACUGAGGUGGACCCCGCAUAACUAUACUGCUAUAACUGGCUACCGCAUUACGGUGGUUGCCGCUGGAGAAAGCGUCCCUAUUUUUGAAGACUUUGUGGAGCCCACAACAGGAUAUUACACUGUAAUGGGCCUGGAACCUGGAAUUGACUAUGACAUCAGCGUGAUCACUCUCACUGAGGGCGGCGAGAGUCAGCCCACAACCUUGACACAGCAAACUGCUGUUCCAACACCAACCAACCUUCAGUUCUUUGACAUUGGUCCGGAUAGCAUGAAAGUGACCUGGACUGCACCCACAUCUGUUAAAAUUUCCAGGUUCAUGGUGCGUUACUCUCCUGUGAAGAAUGAGUAUGACAUCAAUGAACGUAAUGUUCCUGGCACAAGCAACAAUAUUGUGCUCCGAGGUCUUCUGCCUCAUACAGAAUAUUUGGUCAGUGUGGUCUGUGUUUAUGAAGAACAAGAGAGUACGCCGGUCACUGGGACUCAGAAAACAGCCCUAGACUCUCCCACUGGCAUUGACUUCUCAGAGGUUUACCCAAAUUCCUUCACUGUGCACUGGUUGGCACCCCGUGCAGUCAUUACCGGUUACAGGAUCCGGUACCAGAUGGCAAGUGGUGGGCGUUCCAAGGAUGAAAGACUGCCCCCUUCACGCAAUCAUUUCACCCUUACUGGCCUGGUCCCACAGACUGAGUACAUCAUCCACAUCUUUGCAAUCAGUGGUACGGAUGAGAGCCUGCCUUUGACUGGCCGUCAAUCAACAAUUUCUGAUGCUCCAACUGAUUUGAAAGUGGAUUCUUCCUCUCCCACAAGUAUAACCAUCAGCUGGGAGGCUCCUCCUGUCACUGUGAGGUACUACAGAAUCACGUAUGGAGAGACGGGAGGUCGCAGCCCUGUUAAAGAUUUCACUGUCCCUGGGUCCCAGUCAACUGCCACCAUUGGAAACCUGCAGCCUGGCACCGAUUAUACUGUGACUGUGUAUGCUGUCACUGGGCGAGGUGACAGCCCAGCUUCCAGCACUCCAAUCGCGGUCACUCACAAAACAGAGAUUGAGUCUCCUUCUGGAAUGGAAGUGAGAGAUGUAAAAGACAAUGCCAUUACAGUGAGGUGGACCCCUUCAUCUGGAUCAGUUACUGGGUACAGAGUUACAGGCAUUCCCAAAAAUGGCAUGGGGCCUUCAUUCUCUGAGGUUGUUUCUCCUGACCAAACAGAAAUGACCUUUUCGGGUCUGAUGCCAACAGUGGAGUAUGUGCUUAGUGUGUAUGCCCAAGGGCAGAAUGGAGAGAGUGCCCCUCUUAUAGAAAGCGCUGUAACAGGUGUUGACCGUCCCAAAGCCCUUACUUUUACGGACAUUGACACAACCUCCAUCAAAAUAGCCUGGGAGAGCCCUGAGGGCCAGGUGACUUCAUACAGAGUGACAUAUUCCAGCCCAGAAGAUGGGGAACGUGAGCUGAGGCCAGCCCCCCAUGGGGAGGAUGAUACUGCAGAGCUGCAUGGGCUGAGGCCAGGCACUGAAUACACUAUUAAAAUCAUUGCUCUGCACAAUGACUUGGAAAGUCAGCCUCUUGUUGGAACUCAGGCUACGGCAAUACCUGCUCCCACUGAUUUAAAGUUCUCGCAAGUUGCCCCAUCCAGCCUGACGAUAUCAUGGCAAGCACCUAAAGCCAGACUCACUGGUUACCGUGUGGUGGUCAAUCCCAAGGAUAAGACUGGACCAACCAAAGAGAUCAACCUGGCACCUGAUACAACCUCUGUUUUUGUCUCAGGAUUAAUGGUUGCUACUAAAUAUGAAGUAAAUGUCUAUGCCCUGAAGAGCUCUCUGACAAGCCGACCUGCUCGUGGAGAAGUUAUCACGCUGGACAAUAUAAGUCCACCUCGGCGUGUUAGGAUCUCAGAUUUGUCAGAUUCCUCCAUCACUCUCACUUGGCGUUCUAAAACAGAAACCAUUAGUGGUUUCUAUAUUGAAGCUACUCCAGCUGGAAGCCAGACCCCUAUUCAGAACUCUGUCCGCCCAGAUGCCAGGACCUACACCAUUACAGGCCUCCAGCCAGGCACUAUGUACACCAUUCACAUUUAUGCCAUGAACGGUGAAGCUCGCAGUGCUCCAUUCACUUUGACUGCCACCACAAAUAAGCCAGCAGUUGAGUCUCCAUCAAAUAUCAGGUUCAUUUCCAUCACUCCAAGCUCCAUUUCCUUCACUUGGGAGCCCCCACGUGCCAGGGUGACUGGCUACUUCAUCACCUAUGAAGAGGCUGGUGGAAGCCGCAAGGAAAUCACUCCACAGCCCCAUGCUGGCAUCAGUCAAGCUACAAUAUCUGGUCUGAGACCAGGCACAGAGUACAUCAUCAAGAUCAUUGCUUUACAGAAUGCUUUGAGAAGUGCUCCACUUGUUGGGAUUGCCCGAACACAACAUGAACCUCAGCUGCCAAAUCCCCAGCGACCAGUGCCUGAUAUCCUGGAUGUUCCAGAGGUGAUUCCCAUCAGGUUUGAUGACGACAAUGGCAUCCAGCUUGUGGGUACCAAUGGGCAUGGGCUAGGACAGCAGGGCCAGCACGUAUACAUUGAGAACCAGAGUCUGGGAAACUCUGGGCAUCAUGAUCAAGACAAUGAGACGGAUACCACCCAGGAGGCCCAGUCACAGACUACUAUUUCUUGGAAUCCUCUGCAGCAAACCUCUGAAUACCUAAUUUCUUGCCACCCUUUGGCCCCCAAUGAGCAGGUGUUCCAGUUUCGUGUGCCAGGAACUUCCACUAGUGCAACCCUUAAUGGCCUCACAUCUGGAGCUUCAUAUAACGUCAUUGUUGAGGCCCUGAAAGGAGGGCUGAAGCAUAAGGUUUUGGAGGAAAUCAUUACAGUAGGAAAUGCUGAAGGGGUUCCCACAAAAGAUAUGUGCUAUGAUACUUUCACCGCAACAUACCAUGAAGUUGGAGCUGAGUGGGAGCGCAUGUCAGAAACUGGUUUUAAGCUGUGGUGUACUUGCUUAGGCUUUGGCAGUGGCCAUUUCAGGUGUGACUCAUCCAAGUGGUGCCAUGACAAUGGGAACAACUAUCGAAUUGGUGAGAAAUGGAACCGCCAGACAGAGAACGGUCAUAUGAUGAGCUGUACAUGCUUGGGUAAUGGCAAAGGAGAGUUCAAGUGUGAGCCUCAUGAAGCCACCUGCUAUGAUGAAGGUAAAAUGUACCAGGUUGGACAGCAGUGGCAGAAGGAAUAUCUUGGAGCUAUCUGCACCUGCACAUGCUUUGGUGGACAGCAGGGAUGGCGUUGUGAAAACUGUCGCAGGCCCUCUGCUGAAGUAGAUGUCUCCCUACCAUCCACACAGACGCACUUUUCUGACAGAUACAGGGACAACACUCUGAGGAAAGUUCACAUCAAGUGUCCCAUUGAGUGCACAAGGCCAGAGCUGCUUGCGGAUGCACAUGUUCCUGGAAAAUAAGAAGAGAAGCCUUCUUGAACUACAUCCAAAGCCAGUGGUGCCAUUGAGUUCUUAUCUGAAAACUGUAAUAACACCUCUGUGCCUUAUUUAAACAUAACACUGCUAUCAUUCCAAAUCACAGCUUUUCAGAGUAUCAUGAAGUGUUCAAUACUUGAAAAGUAUUUUUUUUCCUUUUUAAGACACUUUAAAAGCAUUCCCUGCAUAGCAUUUGUAAACCAAUAUAGUAUUCUUUAAAGCACGAUAGCCCUAUGGUCUUUUAGAUUUUUAAAUACACACUACUCCCAAAACCUCCUGAUAGGGACACAAAACUCCCCAACAGUGUCAUCCAAGACUAGUUAAAUCUACCGUUACAAUUCUAAAAUGCUGGACCCCAUUUACGUCCUUACAUUCUGUUUUGUACUAUUCCAUUUUAUAAAAUGCAAAGCAUCUUAAUGGGUCAUUACUCUUUUAAUUUGUUCUUUUUCUCCUUCAGCACCUGUUUCUUCAUUUUACUGGUGCAGCACUGUUUUUAAUGUAGUAGUUAACAGUUCUCUUAAGUAACUGUUUUUUCAUCCUGUAAUCUUACUUUGCUUGGAUAAAAGAGGGGUACAAGUGCACACCAAGAUGUAAACAAGAUUUUUUUUAUUAUUUUUAUAUUGUAGUUGCCAAAGCCAUUACUUCUGUGGACAGAAACCCCUUAUUAGUAAAGUUUUACAAGAACCUCA